Messenger RNA from Lindgomyces ingoldianus, 1430 nucleotides. RefSeq names its product argininosuccinate synthase. NCBI's taxonomy places the organism in Eukaryota, Fungi, Ascomycota, Dothideomycetes, Pleosporales, Lindgomycetaceae. Gene Ontology annotation, biological process: urea cycle; L-arginine biosynthetic process. The record is from RefSeq and is a predicted model, not a curated record. The transcript has 6 exons. Gene Ontology annotation, cellular component: cytoplasm. The coding region runs from base 63 to 1301 and encodes 412 amino acids. Gene Ontology annotation, molecular function: ATP binding; argininosuccinate synthase activity.
UUCUUAUUCACACAUCGUCCAAACUACACGACACACGCAAUUGGAAUCUAACACAAGACGAUAUGGCAAAGGGACGUGUUUGUUUGGCUUAUUCUGGUGGCCUCGACACCUCUACGAUCCUGCGAUGGCUCAUCGAGCAAGACUACGAAGUCGUGUGCUUCCUCGCCAACGUUGGCCAAGAGGAGCCUUGGGACGAGGUCGAAAAGAAAGCCCUCAAAAUCGGGGCCCUCAAAAUGGUGAUCCUGGACCUGCGUCGCGAAUUUGUAGAGGAGCUUUGCUUCCGCGCUGUGCAGUGCAAUGCGAGUUACGAAGGACGGUAUCUGCUAGGCACGAGUCUUGCGAGGCCAGUUAUUGCAAGGGCGCAGAUAAAGGUGGCGCAGGAGGAGGGGUGCGGUUGGGUGAGUCAUGGGUGCACAGGGAAGGGCAAUGAUCAGGUCAGGUUUGAAUUGGCAUUUUAUACGCUUCAGCCUAGUAUUAAGGUAAUUGCGCCUUGGAGGCUGCCUGAGUUCUGUGAUAGGUUCAAGGGACGUCAGGAUUUGCUGGAUUAUGCAGCGCAGCAUGGGAUUCCCGUUACAUCUACGAAGGCUAAGCCGUGGAGUAUGGAUGCCAAUUUGGCUCACUGCAGCUAUGAAGCAGGCAUCCUCGAAGACCCUGACGUGUCUCCCCCCGACGACAUGUGGACCAUGACUGACAGUCCUCUCAAUGCGCCCAACGAGGCUACCAAUAUCACCAUCCACUUCGAAAAAGGCAUCCCGGUCAAAGUUGUAACACCCGAGAAGACGUACACCGACUCCGUAGAGCUCUUCACCGCGCUCAACAAACUCGGCUACAUCCACGGUAUUGGCCGCAUCGACAUCGUUGAAAACCGGUUUAUCGGUCUCAAGUCCCGCGGAUGCUAUGAUUCCCCCGCCAUGACCAUUCUGCGCCUUGCCCAUCUCGAUCUCGAGGGUCUUGUCAUGGAUGCCCAAGUCCGCAGCCUGCGCGAUCAGUUCGUGAGCCACCAUUGGAGCUACCAGCUCUACAACGGCAUGUACUUCUCUCCAGAACGUGAGUUCAUCGAGAACAGCCUGCUCUUCUCGCAGCGACGCGUCAACGGCGAGGUGCGUCUCACGUUAUAUAAGGGCAAUGCGUACGUGCUUGGUAGGUCGAGCCAGACGGAGAAAUUGUAUUCGGAGGAGGAGGCGUCGAUGGAUACGUUGGAUAACUUUAGUCCGAUGGAUACAACGGGUUUUAUUGCUAUUCAAAGCAUCAGGCUGAAGAAGUAUGGGCUACAGAAGGCCGAGGAAGGAGAGAAAAUUUAAAGCUUGGUGAUUUAUCAGACUAGGCUUGGAGUCUUUUUCUCGAAGUCUUUGGGGUUAUGUGGAACGGGAUGGGAGUAAUGGUGUUAACACAAAAUAAUUACAGAGAUUGAAUGCAAACCAUGACUUUUC